AAAAUUCAAUGAAACGCUUUUAUCAUUCGUAUCCCUGCUAAGAACACCUCGUGUGUCGUCAUAUGACGACUCAAAGAUUAAUGUGGAUGAUGAUUUACCAACUCCAGCUGACCAAGAUGAAAUAUCAACACCACCCUCUCAACUUGCUCCACUUUCAACCGAUUUAACAACAUUGACAGAAAGAUUGAAUACGUAUCAACAAAGUCUAGAAAAGAAUAAUGACAUAUCUGAUUUAAAACUUUCGUUUAAUGCAUUAACAACAUAUCUCACAGAGAACACAUAUCCAUAUAAAAUUUGGCCUAAUACUGAACGUGGUGAUCCAGCUGUGGCAAAGAUCAAAGAAGAAAUUAGGGGGUUAAAAGGAUUACUAAUCAAUCUUAGAAAUUUUCCAAAAAUUCCUGCAUCUCCAACUACUUAUUCAACACAAUCUUUAGCAUCUAAACUACCAACAGGAUCACAAAUACCAGAAAUCGAAUGA
Racocetra persica is the source of this 478-nucleotide messenger RNA. Lineage: Eukaryota; Fungi; Glomeromycota; Glomeromycetes; Diversisporales; Gigasporaceae. The record is from the annotation of a GenBank genome assembly.